AUGAAUAACACAAUGUCAAUUAAUAAUUUAAAUCAAUUGGAUCCAACAUUUAUGUACACUAAGAUAUUCAAGGAUAUUCUCCUUGAUAUGGAAUAUGAUGAACGGUCCAUUAAACAGUUUAUUACUUAUUGUCGAAAAAAUGAUUGUGGAUCGCGAGUCAAUAUUGAUCUAUUUGAGAAAGAAUACCAUGCUCAAUCAGCUAUUUGGUGGUAUACUUAUCCAUCAUUUAUCCAUUCUAUGGUCAAUUAUGCUCUUUGUUCUAUGGAAGGCGACACCAUUAUUAAUAUGGGCUUUUUUAUCCGUGACCUUCAUCAACAAAUUCAACAACUACACCAACAACAAAUUAACAGUUAUCAUGGUAAACCAUUCACAGUUUACCGAGGGCAAGGUUUUAGGAAAUCAGACUUUGAAAAACUUCAAAAAACAAAAGGUGGACUAAUAUCUUUUAACAAUUUCUUGACCACUAGUACAGAUAAAGAAGUGUCCUUCGGUUUUGCUCAAUGUGCUGUAACAGAACCAGAUAAGGUGGGAAUUCUUUUUCAAAUGUCUAUUGAUCCACAAAUUAAAUCAGUGCCAUUUGCCUCUAUCGAGGAUGUGAAUUAUUUUAAGGAAGGCGAUGAAAUUCUCUUCUCGAUGCAUACGGUUUUUCGAGUAAAUGCCAUUACACAAAUCGACGAUAACGAUCAAAUUUAUCAAGUUGAAUUAGAAUUAACGUCGGAUGACGACCAACAACUACGAUUACUUACUGAUCAGAUACGAGAAGAAGUUCGUGGUAGUACUGGAUGGCAAAGCUUGGGAAAAUUAUUGCUUAAAAUUGGUCAAUUUAAUAAAGCUGAAGAACUCUAUAACGUAUUACUCGAACAGACAUCUGAUGAGGGUGAAAAAGCGCUUUAUUAUAAUCAGCUAGGAUCUGUCCAUUACAAUCAAGGCGAUUAUGAAAAGGCUAUUUGGUAUUACAAACAAGGACUUGAGAUUCGACAAAAGACUCUUCUUUUAAAUCAUCCGGAUUUAGCUACUUCUUACAACAACAUCGGUGUAGUGUACAACAACUUCGGAGAGUACUCAAAAGCGCUUUCGUAUUAUGAAAAAGCACUCAAAAUUCAAGAAGACACUCUUUCUUCAAACCAUCCUGAUGUGGCUGCUUCCUUCAACAAUAUCGGUGGAGUGUAUCAUAAGAUGGGAGAGUACUCAAAAGCGCUUUCGUUUUAUGAAAGAGCACUCAAAAUUCGACAAAAAAGUCUUCCUUCAAAUCAUCUUGAUUUAGCUAUUUCUUACAACAAUAUCGGUGGAGUAUGUCACAACAUGACAGAGUACUCGAAAGCACUUUCGUUGUAUGAAAAAGCACUAGAAAUUCAACAAAAAACUCUACCUUCAAAUCAUCCUGAUUUAUCUACUUCCUACAGCAACAUUGGUGCAGUGUACACCAACAUGGGAGAGUACUCGAAAGCACUUUCUCAUUAUGAAAAAGCACUAGAAAUUCGACAAAAGACUCUUUCUUCAUAUCAUCUUGAUUUAGCUAUUUCUUACAACAAUAUCGGUGGAGUAUGUCACAACAUGACAGAGUACUCAAAAACGCUUUCGUAUUAUGAAAAAGCACUCGAAAUCCGACAAAGGACUCUUCCUUCAAAACAUCCUGAUCUAGCUACGUCCUACAACAAUAUCGGUGUAGUGUACAACAACUUCGGAGAGUAUUCGAAAGCACUUUCAUUUCAUGAAAAAGCACUUAAAAUUCAAGAAGACACUCUUUCUUCAAAUCAUCCUGAUAUGGCUGCUUCCUACAACAAUAUCGGUGGAGUGUAUCAUAAGAUGGGAGAGUACUCGAAAGCACUUUCGUUCUAUGAAAAAGCACUCGAAAUUCGAGAAAAGACUCUUUCUUCAAAUCAUCUUGAUUUAGCUAUUUCCUACAACAAUCUUGGGACAGUAUAUCACAACUUCAAAGAGUAUCCAAAAGCACUUUCAUUCUAUGAAAAAGGACUGGAAAUUCAGCAAAAAGCUCUUCCUUCAGGUCAUCCUGAUGUAGCAACUUCGUACAACAAUAUCGGUGCGGUGUACAGCAAUAUGAGAGAAUACUCGAAAGCACUUUGGUUUUAUGAACAAGCACUUGAAAUUCAAGAAAAGACUCUUCCUUCAAAUCAUGCUGAUUUAGCUACUUCCUUCAACAACGUCGGUGGAGUGUAUCACAACAUGGCAGAAUACUCGAAAGCACUUUUGUAUUAUGAACGUGCUCUGAAAAUAUGGCGACUUGUAUUAUCUCCAUCUCAUCCGCAUAUUAAAAAUUUGAAAGAGAAUUUUGAACUUGUAAGAAAAAAAAUUAUAAAACAUGUUUCAUAA
Molecule: messenger RNA, 2331 nt
Organism: Adineta steineri
Lineage: Eukaryota; Metazoa; Rotifera; Eurotatoria; Adinetida; Adinetidae
Source: the annotation of a GenBank genome assembly